AUGAUCUUGCCGGCCAUGUACUUCAUCCCGGGCAGCGAUGCUCAUGGAAGCUACGAGAACAGCCUGGAUGCCCUGGUCCAGAUGGGCAACGAUCCAGCUCUGUUGAUAUUUUGUCUCUUGUACCUGAUAUCCAUCGCUUUCUACAACUUCUUUGGUUUGGCAGUGACACGAUCUCUGACAGCUGUUCACAGAACUCUUAUUGAUGCCUGCCGGACAAUCAUUGUGUGGUUAGCUUCGCUGUUUAUAUAUUACGUGGCAGACAAGGAUUUUGGUGAACCAUUUGACAAAAGUUGGGGUUUGUUGCAAGUGGAUGGAUUUGUCUUCUUGUUGAUUGGGACAGCCUUGUACAACCAGCUGAUGGAUGUGCCCUGUAUGCCCUGGUGCUCUAGGGACCCAGAUUUACAGGAAUACCCCCGGGCAAUCGGAGGAGAUGGAUCAGUUAAUGAUGAUGGGAUUGAAGAGUCCAUGAACUCCAUCAGUGCUGAAACAGAAGUUUUGAUCAAUGCCACGGACAGGAGAAAUGUUUAUACGUAA
Molecule: messenger RNA, 534 nt
Organism: Candidula unifasciata
Lineage: Eukaryota; Metazoa; Mollusca; Gastropoda; Stylommatophora; Geomitridae
Source: the annotation of a GenBank genome assembly